This is a messenger RNA of Misgurnus anguillicaudatus (oriental weatherfish), 960 nucleotides long. Lineage: Eukaryota; Metazoa; Chordata; Actinopteri; Cypriniformes; Cobitidae. The record is from RefSeq and is a predicted model, not a curated record.
GCGCAUGUGCUCGUGUGUAAAUAACCGCUUCAUCAUAUAAAUAUACACUUCACUUCAACUCAUUACAUUAAAUCUGCAGACUGCUUAUGCGUUUAUACUUGGAUUUCUGUCUCGUUUGUUUAUGGUUAAGUUGUAAUAUUGAGUAAUCGCACGUGGAUUUAGCCUACUCGUGUCCAUCAACCCAUUAAAAAACACGCAGGAAUCAUGACUUCUCAGGUGAGACAGAACUUUCAUCAGGAUUGUGAAGCAGCCAUAAACAGACAGAUUUACCUGGAGCUCUACGCUUCAUAUGUUUACCUGUCUAUGGGGUAUUAUUUCGACAGGGAUGACAAAGCAUUGCCCAAUUUUGCCAAGUUCUUCCGUGAGCAGUCCAAAGAGGAGCGAGAACAUGCAGAGAAACUGAUGAGCCUGCAGAACCAAAGAGGAGGACGAAUCUACCUGCAGGACAUUAAGAAGCCGGAUCGGGAUGAGUGGGGCAGUGGUCUGGAAGCAUUGGAAUGUGCUAUAGCUUUGGAAAAGAGUGUAAAUUUGUCAUUACUGGAACUUCACAAAGUGGCAACCCAGCACAGUGAUCCACAUGUGUGUGAUUUUCUGGAGACGCAUUAUUUGGAUGAGCAGGUGAAGUCCAUUAAAGAGCUCUCUGAUUGGGUGAGCAGUCUGAAGAAGAUGGGCGCACCUCAAAACGGCAUGGCAGAAUAUCUGUUUGACAGACACACUUUGGGAAAAGAAUAAGAUCCUCGACGGUCUCUUUAUAUUCUGUUAUGUGCUGAUUUAAGCUAUCAGCGUGCUUCUGCCAAGCAUGUACAAGAGUCACAGCACGGACUCCGUAGGUACCGCCCGAAGCCAUAGAUCUAGCGCCCAGCAGCCCAAACGGUAUAUAGGCUCGUAUAUUGGCCAGAUAUUACACAAACAUUUAUGCAAUGACUUGAUUGAGUUGCUUUCAAUAAAAAUUUCAAAUGA